Priapulus caudatus is the source of this 5644-nucleotide messenger RNA. RefSeq names its product tubulin polyglutamylase TTLL4-like. Gene Ontology annotation, biological process: microtubule cytoskeleton organization; protein polyglutamylation. The coding region runs from base 186 to 3623 and encodes 1145 amino acids. The transcript is spliced from 16 exons. The record is from RefSeq and is a predicted model, not a curated record. Gene Ontology annotation, cellular component: cilium. Lineage: Eukaryota; Metazoa; Priapulida; Priapulimorpha; Priapulimorphida; Priapulidae. Gene Ontology annotation, molecular function: tubulin binding; tubulin-glutamic acid ligase activity.
UGAUCCUGGACCAUGCCUUUUGUUGACAUCAUGGCGGAAAAGUUAACAGGUGUUUGCCUUGCCAUCACAUAGCAGCUGUUUACACCAGUUUGAACCAACUGCAUAGAUCUAUCCUGAUGAGUGAUGGAGGUCAUAGACAUAGAGCAUCAUGCUGAGCAUUGUCCAUUGAAUAGAUGCUCAGAUAGAUGCACGUCAUCAAGAUUCACAAUGGGUCAAGUCCGCACGAACAAUUUAGAGUUAAACCAGUGACCUUGUUGGGAGAACCAGAGCUCAGCAACGCUUACCAUAUUCAAUAUACGAAUUCCCUGACUCCUCUGUCGUCGGGGUUGGAUAAACGGGAACAUUCACUCGUAUCAAGCAGCUUGUCACCGGUGGGGACGCCUGUCAAACAAUGGAAGAAGCAUAAUCACGAACUUGUUGUCUCACAUGAAGGAAAGUCUAUAUCUGAGAGUUCACCAGUGUGUGUUUGUCACACUCAAAUGAAUGCAGCCCCGAUACACGUGCGUCAUACGCUGGAGACAUUUGGAGUUAAUAAGACUCAUAAUAUUGAAUUGGGAGCUUACUCUGAGAGUAGCCACUUCCUGGAUUUAAAUCACUCCAUAACAGUACAGAGAAAUGGCACAGAAGUCAUUGAUCGACUGUCAUCGGGUUGCUUUACUCGGUCGCAUGAUAAUCAUUGUUUGACCUGUGAUAAUGAUAUAGAAACUCAUCAGUUAAGUGGAAGAACUGUCACUGUGCCUUAUCAAGUGACUGCCACUAAACAUGUACCGAGUAAUGAGAUGAGUCGGCAUUGUUCCUCGUUUGAGCAUCACGAGCCCGAACUGGUGCGGAGAAGUGCAUAUUCUGAGGCAAGCACGCCGCCAUUGGAGCAACGAGAUGGCGAGGGCAAUCUUGCUAAUGACUUUCAAUGUACGCAGAAGAGCAACUAUCAUCUGUCGUUGGGCCACGACGUCAGUCAGGGGGUGGAAGCCGCAAGUCCAAGAACGCACGCGCCGGUGAUUAAGUGCGGAAGCGAACCAUCAUCAUCAGCGGCAGACAUCGUCGAGAGAGUGCCGACUAUUGACGUACUGCAAAGUUUGGAGCUAUUGCAACCAGUUGCAUGUAAAAUUCCUAACCACCGCAAAGACGCAGCCCGUAUUACUUCUACGUGGCAGCCAGGUGAUGCUAGCAGGUUGCCAUCUUCUAAUUCGAAUACAUGUGAGAUCAUCGUAAAACAGCCGAACGAAGAGCUACCAAAUGGCCUGGCACCCGUACCGUGGGAAGGUUCGGCGGCACGUGAAUCUAGAAGUACCUGCGAAUCUGUUAUCGUCUCGUACCAGAGGCAGUUGGAAGUUGUUCAGUGCUCGCCGAGUUGGAACAGCAAGGCAAAUUCAUCUGUGGAUGACGUUUCUCUCGAUGAACAUCGUAGAAAUGCCAGCUCUGAACCGCAUGUUGCCCGCCAAGAAGUCUCGUCCUUGCUACUUUGUGAUAGUGAGCGGAUAGAUGACGAUACGUCUCAAUCAUCGCCGACCGACGACGAUUCACGACCGAGCUCGUCGGAAGCGACGCAGGGUAACCGCGUCGACGCCGUCGCUUGCAAGAUGGCCGCCGCUCUCUGCACCGCGUCCGAGCGAUCCGAUGCGUACAGUACAAAUCCGACAAAGAAGAAGAAGCAGCGUGACGACUCUGCGCGCAACCGCCGCGCUGCCGAUUCGGCGGCCAGCCCACUUCGCGUGCAGAUGAAGCGACUGCGCAACGAGACGAAGGUCGGCGGCAAGGUUGCGAACGCGUACCCGCUCGACCUCGCCCCGCAGCCGGCCGACGACAGCGACAUCGGUGAGGCGGGCGUCUCCGACGACGAGUCACUCAGCGAGGUCGACUCGAGAAGCGAGAGCAUGUUGUCGUGCGGCGGCGCGUCGUCGGCGGCGACGAGUCGCGACGAGUUUGACACGGCGUACGACAACGAAGAGGGCGCCAACGAUGCGCUGAGCAGCCUCGAAGAUGACAGUCAGGCAGAGGUUGACUUGAUGUCGGUUGCGAGUGAGCUGAGUGACACGUGUCCGUCGCCGUACACUGACCAGGCCAGCGAAGGUCUUAGCCAACUGUCGAUGUAUGAGGUCUCUGAUGGAUGCGCGGAAGGCAGUGGAAGCUCACCAUCUUCUGCUGAAAUGCUGUCGCCAUUCAUCCCUAGUCUGUUUCCCGAAGUGCCACCCGUAAUCAACUUCUGCGCGUCGGACCAGAAAAUAAAACCAUUGCCAUUGCCACUAAGGAAGCUGCUGAAGUGGAGACUCAGUACAAUCACUCCCCUCAUUGUAAAGGGCCUUAUUGCUCGUAGUGGCUUUCGUGUGUCUAGGAAAGAACAUGACUGGCUUGGUUACUGGGGCAAACACAUGAAAAGUGGAGGAUUCGGUGUAAUAAGGGAAUUUCAGAAGGUGAACCAUUUUCCUGGGUCUUUCCAAAUCGGCCGCAAGGACCGGCUGUGGCGCAACCUGGCUCACAUGCAGAAGCUACACGGGAAGAAGGAGUUUGGCUUUGUGCCUCAGACGUUCGUUCUGCCCCAGGAUGUGCGGCUGCUGAAACGCACCUGGCAGGAGCACUCGUGCAAGAAGUGGAUCGUGAAGCCUCCAGCAUCAGCAAGGGGUGUAGGGAUCAAAGUCAUCAGCAAAUGGAGCCAAAUACCAAAGAAGAAGGCAGUAAUUGUACAGAGAUACAUUGGCAAGCCAUACCUGAUCAAUGAGACCAAGUUUGACCUGCGAGUGUAUGUCUAUGUGACUUCAUUUGACCCUCUGCGUGUAUACAUUCAUGAGGAUGGAUUAGUCAGAUUCGCCUCGUGCAAGUACACACCAAGUGUGGACAGUAUCAAGAACAAGUUCAUCCACCUGACUAAUUACAGCAUCAACAAGAAUCAUGCUGGCUACACUUACAAUGAUGACCAUGGAGCAUGUAGUGGACAUAAAUGGAGCUUAGUGACGUUGUGGAAGUAUAUGAAAGACCAAGACAUCAACACGAACGUGAUCUGGGAGAAUAUCAAAGAAAUUGUUAUCAAGACGAUCAUAAGUUCCGAGUCAGGACUGAAUAGCCUCAUCAGGGGUAACGUCCGAUCGCGCUACUCUUGCCAUGAGCUGUUUGGUUUCGAUAUUAUCCUGGAUGAGAAGUUAAAGCCGUGGGUCAUAGAAGUCAAUAUAUCGCCCAGUCUGCACUCGAGUUCACCACUUGAUGUAAAAAUAAAAGCACCAAUGGCCUGUGAUCUCUUCCGUUUGGCGGGCUAUCGAAUUCCAGAAUCGCCGCUUGCAUUGAAUGGCGAAUAUGUAACGUCACCAACAGGUGGCCGGGUGGUGUCUGUGCAUCACACUCUGUACAACAACAACCUGUCAGCGGAUGAGAAGGCCAAGCACAUUUAUUACACGAACAAGUCGCUGGAGAAGGUAAGACAAGUGAGCAUCCUCGAUGUGCUCACGCCGGCGGACGUGCGCGCCCUGGUGGAGAUGGAGGACGAGCGUAGUCGCCGGGGUGCCUUCCACUGCCUCUACCCGACGGUGGAGACGCAUGUUUACAGCCAGUUCUUCGAGCAGCCACGAUACUUCAACCUGCUGCUCGACGGUUGGUUACGGAAGUACGAGAACAACGGCAAGGCAGGCAAGUGAGGCGGAGUAACCCUGCCGUGAUUACACGAUUCAGUGUCCCCGUUUUCGGUCUAAAACGUUGUCUCGUCACCCAUCAUGCAGCAGCGUCAACGGACGCACGUCAAGAAGACUUCAAAGAAGUCGGCCACCGGCAUCUGUUCGAAGGUUCACAGCUCGACCGGGCCGCCGGAGCCAAAGGAAGGCGCCGGGCGACCAGCCGCUGCGAGACCCGGCGAGAAACUAGGUCAUUAGUGCGGCCUGGCUCUCCUCCUUCCCGUCACCUAGUUCAGCAGCUCGACGUGACGCAACUCGUGACGUCGCGGAUUAACGAAGCGUCGAUUAUUUGAUCAGUGUUCGCUGUCGGAUGCAGUGCGGCGGAGCUAGGUGUGUGCGUGCGCACGUGCACACGCACACCUCGUCACGCUUUCUCCCUCAGGAAGGUCAAGUGUGCGGGCUUGCUGCUAUGCGAGAUGCGCACGGCUGCAUCAUGUUAGUACGAUGUGCCGUAGAAACGAUGGGGUCUGGCAAACUGGAAAAGGGAGGGUGGCGUGGGAAGGUGAUAUUUUGCUAAGGAAAAAAUGCUUCCGGGAGCAGUUGUGUUCGCAAGCAUAGUCAUUUUGCUUGAGAGGUGAAAGGUUUGGACAGGACAGUACCGCGUGGUGAGAGACUAGAUGGCAUAUUUUUAAUGUGAUAAACAAAUAUUAGGGAUUCGUUGUAUGGUUGCAAUGCAUGCUAGCAGUGGACGUGUGCACAACCCAGCUAGUGUGCGGCGUGCAUAAAGAGACGGCAGACUAUUGUUAAUGUAUUAAAGCGAUCGUUUGGUCACACUAAUGGACGUCCUUAUGGCACGUUGUCAGGUACAAGCUGAAAGCAGUUUAAUGGUGUGAUGUGAUGCUCUGUUGGUGCUUUUUUCCCAGUUAUCUGCCCUUGAACUAGUGAGCGGUCGUGAUAUAACAAACGCUAAUGAUAAUGCUUUCCUGUCACGCCUAGUGAUAAAACGUUUCCCAUUUGAGAAGGAACGAUGAUUAGGAAAAUUCACUUUAUUACCACAUCUAAAGCUUGAAAUAGUUAUCCGAGUUGUUUAAUGGAAAUUUCCCCCUUUAUGCACAAGGAGAGGUUUUGAUAAAAUGGAGAAGUAGCCCUGGCUUUUUCUGCCAGCUUCUUUUGGCCUUUUAUUGUAUAAAUCACUUUUAAAGUGGACAUACCUUGCAUCUCGACUUUACUCCUAUAUCACCAUUUAUGAAGAAACAAUGUGAUUUUAAGAAAGUAGCGUAGAAGUGUGCAAACGUAGUCGUAUAGACUAUAGUAUAUCAAAAUGCUGCCGUAGUUAUCAUCAAUAUAUGGUCGCUACUAACUCUGUGCAAUAAGGUAACAACAUAGCAAAGAUUGGCAAGGUUUAACAUCACUGAUCUCAAAAUAGUCUAUUUUGAGGUCAGUGGUUAACAUUCUAUGGCUGGUAGUGCCCUCUCUGGGGAGUUCUAGGUACGAAUGAUCUGCUAACGAAUGGUGGGCACGUAUGCAGCAGGCUGUUAUGAAAUCGACCUUUUGCCUCGUGCUACUAUCGUCAUCCAAGAUGUUAACCAGAAGAAAAGCUAAUUAUUCUGUUUUUUGGUUAUUUUAAUUCCUACCGAGGAAAUAUUUCUCAAUAUCGUUUAUCAAUCAUUACGUAUGCUUAAUCAAAUUAAGCAUUCAGUGCGUGUGCAAGUUCUAGCUCAUGUAUUAAAUACGAGGUGGAUAUACUCCUACUAUGGUGCAUCUCCACUGAAAGUUGGCCGCCUUGUUUUGAACGUGUCAUGAAGUAAUUUCGCGGGAUGCUAUUGAUAUUGAUGUAUCAAUUUGUCUGUAUUUGCUCAAUAUGAUAAGCAGUUGUUGCCGUAUUGCAUAGUGACUGUACAUGUCUACAGUAAAGGGGGUUGGUGUACGCAUAAAAGCAUGCGAUGGACACCCUCCACGAUUAUGGCUUCCACUUACGCUCAUAGGGUCUAUGUCCCCCUAGUUUCAAGAAACGGUAUUACUAGGGUUAGAAUAUCUAUGUAUAUUGA